Molecule: messenger RNA, 216 nt
Organism: Anisakis simplex (herring worm)
Lineage: Eukaryota; Metazoa; Nematoda; Chromadorea; Rhabditida; Anisakidae
Source: the annotation of a GenBank genome assembly
AUGGCUGUGGUGAACGUCGUUGAUGAGGACGGAAUCACGGAUUUACAUCAAUUUCAACGAACUUGUGCAGAUGAUACGGACAUGACAUUUGUUCGUAGGCGUCAAGCGUUCUUCGAAGGCACUCCGAGUGCUAUUGCAAUGGUUUGUUGCUCGAAUCUGAAUAAUUUGACCUUUUAUCGAGUGUCACCUUCAACAAACAAAUUCAUUUCACAAUAG